This is a messenger RNA of Zasmidium cellare ATCC 36951, 1071 nucleotides long. RefSeq lists its product as uncharacterized. The record is from RefSeq and is a predicted model, not a curated record. The transcript has a single exon. The coding region runs from base 1 to 1071 and encodes 356 amino acids. NCBI's taxonomy places the organism in Eukaryota, Fungi, Ascomycota, Dothideomycetes, Mycosphaerellales, Mycosphaerellaceae.
AUGCACUACUUCCUAAAUUACGCCGCCCUCGAUCUGUCUGGCUACAUCCUCCGCGACUUGUGGAAUGGCUUCGUCCUGCAAGCAAGUCAGUCGGAUCCAAUGGUGCGCCAGGCUGUCUUGGCCGUAUCCAGCGCUCAUUUGGAUCGCUGCAGUGGCAUGGGUCUCACGUCCGCGACAUCGCUGGCCUCGUAUCAAACAAGCGUGAACACGCUGCGUAACUAUAUGCUGCGCAAGGAGAAGCCCUCGCCUGAGCUGGUGCUGCUCUGCUGCAUCUUACUUUUCACAUUCGACCGUUUACGGGGCGACAAGGCGGCUGCUGCGAUCCACCUUCAGAGCGCCAUGUCGAUUCUGAAGAAUGCUAGGAGCCUAAUGACCGAUGACUCCAAGAGAUCUUUGGUGAUGAGUCAGGACGCCAUCGCUGACUUGACGCAUGUUCUUCUUCGGAUGGACAUCGAAGACACGAUGCCAGUCCUCGACCGAGGGCCUCUACUCGACCUGGCAAUCGACUCGGUACACGCCUACGACGACGAACCCCCACCGAUGAAGUUCUUCUCCCCUCGCGAGUUCAUGGAGCCCUGGAUGGAGACCUGCCACGCCGUCUGGACCUUCAUCGGCCGAAACGCCAAGUACCGGACCCUGCCUCUCGACGAAAUCCCCCCUUCCGUCCUGACCCACCGCCGCAACCUCCAGCGCCGGAUCAAAGCCUGGCGAGCCGCCUACAAGAAUUACAUCUCCCACGUCGGCAUCCCCGCCGCUCACGACCUCCCUCCCCCCUCCCCAACCCUCAACGCCCGCAUCACCGACGCCAUCAACGCCCUCAUCAUCGAAUCCCACUACUUCGUCAUCAAAUCCGUCCUCGCCGAAGCCCUCCCCUCCCCCACCACCCUCAUCCACCCCUGGGACCUCAUCGCGGAAAAAAUGCUACAGUGCGGCGAGAAAGCCCUCGCCCUCCGCCACGCGCAAGACCUUCUCGACGCACGUGGGCAUCGCGGAGAGUCUGCUCUGCCUGGCGCAUCGCACGCGGUCGCCGGAGGUGAGGCGAAGGGCGCAACGGUUGAUUGCGGGGUUUAG